AUGGCAGAGCAAAGCUCCUACAGCCUGGCAAUUAUGAGCCUUAAAUGGCUUCAACAGGUCUUUAUUCCUGUGGCAAAUCUAUGCAGAGUUGGCAGUUCUAUCCUUCUUAUCCUGGACAGGCACAGCAGUCAUCUUACCCUGGAAUUUAAUCAAAUUUGCAAGGAUAAUGCUAUAAUAUGUCUUUGCAUGCCACCUCAUUCCUCCCACCUUCUGCAGCCACUAGAUGUGAGCAUUUUCUCAGUUUUAAAGCAAGCAUAUGGAGACCUAGUUCAGCAGCAAAUGUGGCUUGGAUUUAAUGCCAUUUGGAAGACAGAUUUCCUAGAUGCUUACCCUACAGCAUGCACUGCAGCCUUCAAACCUCAGACUAUUCAAAAUGGCUUCAAGACAGCUGGAAUAGUGAAUAAGAUCAAGGGCUUAGUGAAGGGUCAGCCUCAAGGCUUUGUGGAAGGUUUUGACCAAAUUAUCAAGGCCUGCAAAUACAGAAUGGUCAGUGCCACAAUUAUGAAGAAGCAAUACCAGGAUAUAUUCAACGUGAAUGAGAUAGAGAAGCAAAAAUGCAAGAGAUCUAGGCGCCAAAUUCAACAAGAACAAUUGUGGCACUCUUGGGCAUACAAGAUUAAGAUGUCCUCAACCAAGUUUAGCCCGAAAUACGUAAUUAUUAUUUACUAUUAUUCCUAUGAAGUACUGAACUUUUUCUUUGAAUGCGGAUGCCCUACGAAGUCCUUCCACGAUGCCAGCGUGAGUAACCCCCGUCUGUCAGCAAAGAUGAAUUCCGCAACUAAGGCAACGGGACACAGGCCCGGGGACCAACAUAGAUCCUAUCCAGCAAACGUGAACGCCGCAAACCCCUUUGAAAUACCUCAGCAGCACAAAAACGAGUAUACGGCGCAGGAGAUUGCAACAUUACAAAGUCGACUAGACAAACGCUUAGGUCCGGAAUACAUAUCUUCGCGGGCAGGCCCUGGGGGAAAACGAGUACAUUAUUUGUCGGCUGAUAAAUGCAUAAAUCUUGCCAACGAGGUUUUUGGCUUUAAUGGAUGGUCAAGUGCGAUUCAAAAUAUUCAGAUUGACUUUCUUGAUGAGCAUCCCAACUCUAGCAAAGUUUCGCUUGGGCUGUCAGUAAUUGUAAGGGUGACGUUGAGAAAUGGGACAUACCAUGAGGAUAUCGGAUAUGGACACAUCGAAAACUGCACAGGAAAAGCUGCAGCAUUUGAAAAGGCCAAGAAAGAAGGCACAACAGAUGCUUUGAAACGUGCCCUGAGGACAUUUGGUAACGUCCUUGGUAACUGCAUUUAUGAUAAAGAUUACUUAUCGAAAGUGACCAAGGUCAAGGCGGUUCCGACCAAAUGGGACGUUGACGCUCUACAUCGCCAUAGGGAUUUUGCGCCUCUAAAGAAAGAGCCGGUUAUUGCUCCAGUUGCUGUCAGAAGCGAGCCUCAUGCAGAGGCCCGCAAUGUUAGUUCGAGAAUACCCGACAUCCCCACAAAAUUAUUAGAUGAUCCCCUUUCUAUGGAUCUUGAAAAUGAUUUCGGCAGCGAUGCAUUCGACGAGGCAGAUUUUGGAGAGCGUCAUCUCAGUCAUCCAGAUGAAGUUAUCUUGGAUGAUGAGCCACCCCCACAAAUCCAAAACCACAGAAACAAUCAUCCCCCAGCUGGGCCAAACGUUCAAAGGAGUACUGGAAACUAUGCGGCCUCGAAUUAUAUGAUUACACCGUCUAAACCACCACAGAGUAUAGUUCAGUCCGAUACCGCCCUUCCAGCCCCCACAGAUUGUAUAACUCGACAAAACGUUCCUCAGACAAACCAAUACACAACACCUAAACCUCAGCCUCCCACGCGACCACAACAACCGGCACAUGAUUCGAAAUUCCUUGUGGGGAAAUCUACACAUUCGAGCCGUAACUUACCUCCACCUCUGCCGUGCGAUCAGUUGAAGACGAAAGGCGAAACAAACAUAGAGAGUAAAAGAAACCAUUCACCGUUGAAACCUCCGUCGCCUUUCGGCUCACAGAUUGGACAGGAUAGCCCCAGUGUCGAGCCCGGUGUCUGGUAUUCGGCUCGUGCCGCGAGUGUCACUGAACCAGGAAAACCAGCGCCCGCAUUCGACCCUAAAUUUGCAAGUCCAUCCAUUCGGAAAACUCUUACUAUUGACCACGGGAAAUCAGCACCUGUGUCCCGAAAGACGUUUCAGAAUGUGCCACCUCAAUUGUCUAGCCAAACACCACACAAAGCAGGCAUGAACAUUCCCCCUGCAAGCCAGUCAUCAACCCCCAUCCCUCCUCGCACCAUCGUGGACGUGACCAAGAGGCCAGGGGCGGGAAAUUUCGUAAGCCCCGCUCGCGCACCAAUGACUUCGUCAUAUCGGCCGCCAACACGAAGAAGCAUGACGGCUGCAGCCAACAAUAGUAGUGCAAGCAAUUUUCCUCAUGGCAACUCUAACCAACCUCUACCGACAGCUCAGAACCUAAACGGGAAGAGACCACUUCUGUCAGAUAUAACGAACCGCGAAUCUAUCUCCAACGAUAACGAAACCGCGAAGAAGCCCAAAGCCAACGACAACACUACUGGCUCUGCUGCCGCUGAGAAUAAUCAGUAGUAGGGACAAGGACUAGGAAUACCAUGGGAAUACAUUUUACUAUAACAUUGCUCCUUCUAGACCGGAUUUUUUUCUUUUUGUUUUUGGAGAAACUUUUCUGCCCUUAUCAUGGAUUAAAGCCGGGCUUGAUGUCUGAUGGAUGGUUUUGCUUGGUCAUGUUUUUAAAGAUGCAGCUGUACUUGCAUUUUUCUACUAGAGGGACCGGUUGGACGGCGUUAACCAGUGGCCGGAUGCAAGCGGACAUGACAAAUCUAUUUAUCAAUAUUGAAGUGGGAAAUGUAUUGCAUAUGGAAUGGCAGUGAACAUUCCGGAUUUUCGAGCCAACAAACCGUUGGAUGUCUCGGUGCCGUACGACUCGGUGUACUCCA
Coccidioides immitis RS is the source of this 2963-nucleotide messenger RNA. Its product is annotated as recombination protein rad52. Gene Ontology annotation, biological process: mitotic recombination; DNA recombinase assembly; double-strand break repair via single-strand annealing. The coding region runs from base 1 to 2595 and encodes 864 amino acids. The transcript is spliced from 10 exons. The record is from RefSeq and is a predicted model, not a curated record. Gene Ontology annotation, cellular component: nucleus. Gene Ontology annotation, molecular function: nucleic acid binding. Lineage: Eukaryota; Fungi; Ascomycota; Eurotiomycetes; Onygenales; Onygenaceae.